AUGUCUCUCAGCAUGCAGACCAGUAACAGGGUUUUUCGGACCGUCAAGACCAUCUCGAGACAUUCUCCACGCGCAUUGUCUCGCCGUGCCCAUACCAUAGCGUUCUCUCCUCCACUGAAAUCCCACGAUCCAUUCCCAUCGUUGUUGAAGUCCAGCACACGACCUACACCCACAGUCCUGACGACAUCUGUGUCUCGAGAUUGUAAUGUCCACAAGAGGCGGAGAUAUUCUUCCCAAGCACACGCGGCCACGCCAGGGGCCGAUACACUCUGGGAUGCGCAGGCACCAACGCGAGGGGAGGGUGUACAACAACACAAUGAGACAAGACCGGUCCGAAGAUACGACCGCAGAAGUGACAGACUGGGACAAUAUGAGGAUGGAGGGAUGGUUGUGAUCUCGUCCAAGGGUCAUUUUCGAGACAGGCAUGGUCGACCAUGGUCAAAAUCAUCCGAGGAGGGAAUUGCCAAUAGGACAGAAGACGCGGGUGUGGGUAUUGGUCCUGUAUCAAAGCCCAGAAGGAAACCGCGCCUACAGCUGCGAGACUUGAAUGUGAAGCCGAAGAAGAAACUAGAGCCAUGGCAGGCCCAAAAGGCUACUCUCUCAAGGAAAUUUGGUGAUGACGGAUGGAAUCCGCGCAAGAAACUCUCGCCUGAUGCCAUGGAUGGGAUCCGUGCUCUGCACGAAGAAGAUCCGGAGCGGUGGUCGACACCUCUUCUUGCAGAACAUUUCAGGGUAUCUCCAGAGGCGAUCCGGAGGAUAUUGAAGAGCAAAUGGCGGCCGAGAGACGAGGAGGAGAUGCAGAAAAGGAGGGAAAGAUGGGCGAAACGAUACGAUCGAAUCUGGGAUCAUCAGGCAGAGCUUGGGUUGAGGCCACAGAGAGUAAAGGACAGGGAGGUCGAGGACCCCGACGCCUUUGAUGAGGAACUGAGAGCGAGGGAGAUUCUGGACAAUGCACGCAAGGCUUGA
Messenger RNA from Fonsecaea multimorphosa CBS 102226, 966 nucleotides. RefSeq lists its product as uncharacterized. The record is from RefSeq and is a predicted model, not a curated record. Lineage: Eukaryota; Fungi; Ascomycota; Eurotiomycetes; Chaetothyriales; Herpotrichiellaceae. Bases 1 to 966 code for a protein of 321 amino acids. The transcript has a single exon. Gene Ontology annotation, cellular component: nucleus.